This is a messenger RNA of Puccinia graminis f. sp. tritici CRL 75-36-700-3, 477 nucleotides long. RefSeq lists its product as uncharacterized. Lineage: Eukaryota; Fungi; Basidiomycota; Pucciniomycetes; Pucciniales; Pucciniaceae. The record is from RefSeq and is a predicted model, not a curated record. The transcript has a single exon. Bases 1 to 477 code for a protein of 158 amino acids.
AUGGCACAAUCUCUUGGACCCGAAGCGAUUCAAGCGCUUGGUGAGGGUAGCAAUCUUGCGCAAGGACAAUCUUUCUUCAAAAACUAUAGCGAUAUCCUAACAUCACCAACCCCCCCCACUUGCAUCUUUGUAGAGUUGAUCGACAAGCACCGACGCGCCAGCAAGAACGAACUCUACCGCCAAGUAAUCCGAAGAGAGUCAGAGAUCGCUCUGUUUGUGGACACCAAGUCGAAACUGGCCACCUUGCGAGAAAUCGUUCAGAGGGAUCUGGGAUACCCCGUCAUUGUCAAGCACCCCCGGCUUGCCUACUUGCGCAACAACACUGUCGGUGCUCCGAGCAAGAAUCUUGGCACUCCUGGCACCCCGCUCCCUCUUGCACAGGGCCAACUUCCUCGCCCCGAGUCUCGUGUUCUCCUUAUCUUGAUUGGCCUUUCAUAUGCUUUCCUUUUCUGUCUCCUGCUUUCAUACUUGUUUUAG